GUUCUCUAUGCCCGUCCUUCCCCCCUUCCAGGCUACACACAAGGCUGGAGAGUCUCCGGCAGCACGGCGCGUAACACAACCUACUGACAGCUGCGACUCACAACCAAGGAGGGAAAAGAUGGAGCACAGAGACACCGACUUCAACAUAUUGCUAGCGACCGAUUCAUACAAGGUAACGCAUUAUAAACAGUACCCCCCCAACACGAGUAAAGUGUACUCCUACUUCGAGUGCCGCGAGAAGAGGACAGACCCCAGCAAAAACAGAAAAGUCAAAUAUGACAAAACUGUCUUUUAUGGCCUACAGUACAUCCUGCACAAAUAUCUAAAAGGAAAAGUAGUGACUCCAGAGAAGAUUCAAGAGGCGAAGGAGGUCUACAGGGAACACUUCCAGGAUGAUGUUUUUAAUGAGAAGGGGUGGACUUAUAUUUUGGAGAAAUACAACGGACACCUGCCCAUUGAAAUCAAGGCGGUGCCAGAGGGGAGUGUCAUUCCUCGAGGCAAUGUUUUGUUCACAGUGGAGAGCACAGACCCCGAAUGCUACUGGCUCACUAACUGGGUGGAGACCAUCCUGGUUCAGAUCUGGUAUCCCAUCACUGUGGCGACCAACUCUAGAGAGCAAAAGAAGAUCCUUGCCAAGUACCUCUUAGAGACUUCGGGGAAUUUGGAGGGGCUGGAGUAUAAACUACAUGACUUCGGCUACAGGGGCGUGUCCUCACAAGAGACUGCUGGCAUAGGAGCCUCCGCCCAUCUGGUCAACUUCAAGGGCACAGACACAGUCGCUGGCAUCGGAGUCAUUAAGAAGUACUAUGGCACCAAGGACCCUGUGCCAGGCUUCUCAGUGCCCGCUGCCGAGCACAGUACCAUCACAGCUUGGGGGAAAGAUCAUGAAAAAGAUGCCUUCGAGCACAUCAUCAAGCAGUUUCCCAGCGUGCCUGUGUCCAUAGUCAGCGACAGCUACGACAUCUACAACGCCUGCGAGAAGAUUUGGGGAGAAGACCUGCGGGCGCUGAUCGAGAUGCGCAGCGCAGACGCCCCGCUCGUCGUUCGACCAGACUCAGGAAACCCGCUCGAUACGGUUUUGAAGGUUUUGGAGAUUCUAGGGAAGAAGUUUGCACCAAAGGAGAACUCUAAAGGGUUCAAGGUUCUCCCUCCUUACAUUAGAGUCAUACAAGGAGAUGGAGUGGAUAUCAACACACUGCAAGAGAUUGUGGAGGGAAUGAAGCAACACAGAUGGUCCAUUGAGAACAUUACCUUCGGGUCCGGAGGGGCUCUGCUGCAGAAACUGACCAGAGAUCUGCUCAACUGCUCAUUCAAAUGCAGCUACGUGGUCACCAACGGACUAGGGGUGAACGUGUUCAAGGAUCCGGUGGCAGACCCCAACAAGAGGUCGAAGAAAGGUCGUCUGUCUCUACACCGGACCCAGAGCGGAGACUUUGUCACUCUGGAGGAGGGCAAAGGAGAUCUGGAGGAGUAUGGCGUGGACCUGCUGCACACUGUCUUUCGUAAUGGGAAGAUUGUGAAGACGUACACAUUUGACGAAGUCAGAGACAAUGCUAAGCUCAAAGAGAGCGAGCUUGAAGAGCUGCACUGAGUGCAGUCCUGCUAAUCCCCACAUAAUAUCCAAACCCCCCCACCCUCCAAAAAAAUAUCCUUUUCCUUUCAAUCUUUCACCUGUAGGCCUCCAUUGUCACCCUAGAGAAUGGAGGUAGUGUGCACUGUUAAUAGACCCCACUUUUGAAGCCUGAGAAUCCCUCAGUGUCCCUAAAAAGUCCAGAUUUCCUUAAAAUUCCUGAAUUUUCACCCUCUGUUCUCCAGCCGAGUGGGGAAUAAGAAACUUUAAAAACGCCUCAGAUCAGUGACAAAGCCCUUUAGAGUCGGGGGGUGGGGGUGGGAGUCGGGGACAGAAGGAAAAUGUGUUGUUGUGAGCAAAAGAAAAAGAUGUGAGAGAAGUUGUGAUUGUGAAGUUAGAACAUUCAAAUCCUUGUGCUACUGCCCUAAGUUGAUCACCAGCGCGUUGCACUGAUAGGCCGGCUACAUCGCAGGUUAACGAAUAUGUUGGUCCGGCUGCUGGUAGGAGGCGUGGCGACAGACCUUUUCCGUGACGCCACACGCGCGAGGGCGCUUGAGAUGAUUGUAGGUUUUUUGAAUGAGCAUUUCGACGGCCGCGUGCCGAAUGAACCUGAGAUGAGUGAGAAGGAACCUGGCGGAAGCCACACCCACACGAGUUAACAUUCUCCAUGUAUCCUGUACAGAACUGUUUAGAAAAAAAAAUACAUGUCUGAAUCUACUUAGCGUUGUCUUUUAUGUGAAGAAAGAAAACGAUCACGGUAUAUCACAAUGCACCGAUUACACUUGGACUUAAGGAAAAAUCAUGAACGCUCGGUCUUGGAGCACGAGUAAUGAAAGGUUAAUUUCCUCCACAGUUCUUGCUUUUUAAUAGUUACAAUAAAUAAACAAAACUAAUUACAAUAGGCCAAUAUUUAAGUCAAGUACUCCCACUGUCCCACCACAAAAUUAUUGGUGCAUCUCUGGAGGUAUAUCUGAUCAUUUACUUACUGUUAUGUUGCCCACAGCGCAUUCCCAUCAUGAAGGUUUGAUCCACAAUCCAAAUCACACCACAAAAAUCACAAAUGGAGGAAGACGGAGCUUAAUAAAUCACUUUUUUUUUUCUUUUUUUGUAAUUCUCAUUGAUUUUUCAGAUUCAGGUUUGAUUACGUUCAAAUAAUCAUUCAGUAAUAGACAUUUAAAUCUAUCGGAAAUUAAAAAGGCCCAGAGAUUAGAUGGUUCCCACUCAACUUUAAAGAGUGGGGUUUUUUGGAUUAGGUCUUCAUGAUGGUGAAUGGCCAGUCUUUGCUGUUAAUCAGACCAAGAGUUGAUGUGAAAUAAAUACAUUGCAGAAAUCGUCUUCACUGGAAUGAAGAGGACAAAAACCUUAUGUGUUUCUGAAAGAUGACGUGCAUAUAUGUGGCGCCUUGGCUGAGAUGUUUGUUCAGUGUUGGUUCUGAUGUCUUUGUGUGUGUGAAUGUGAGUGUGUGUGUGUGUGGGGGGGUGAGAGAGAUGUUGUCUUCCUUUAAACGACUGUGUGGUAUUCCUUUUUCUGCAAAUGUGCUUGUUUGUCGUGGGAAUAAAACAACAUUCUUCCCGGCCUUUUAUUCUGAAAGGAGACGUUGUGACAGUCUAGUGGAGAGUUAGUUUAACUUUUUGGAAACCAAGAGGUUUAUAAAUAAAACAAUUUAAAAAGCGAGAGUACUUUCUGACACUAACAUGCACCAGCCAUGCAUUGGUAGUCGGUGGAGCAUAGUUGCUGGUCAGCAAAGCAUUUCCCCUUAGUAUCACUGCCUUAACUUUUGAAGGGGAGGAAUGGUUGUUUGGAUUUAUUGCCCUGGUGUAAAUGGGGGUUUCGCUUGCUAAUGCCUUUCGGAGUUGAUCAACUUUCCAUUCAGAGCAUCUUAGCCAGAUUGUGGUGGGUGUCAUUUCCUGAGUUGGCCUUUUUCAGAGUGAAGGGAUUUUUCUAGUAGAGCGCUAGGAGCUGGUGACAUCACAGGAAAAAGAGAGUUGCGUUUUUUUUAAUAGCAGUCGCCAAGUUGUGAAAGUACCAGAGUGACUCAGUACAGUCCACAGGAGAUAAAUCUUUUGGUGCUCCUCAUAAUUCACGUAGCGCCACCAAAAGGAUUACAUUUGAAGCUCUCGGGUUUGUGGACUGCCAUUUGUGAUUCCUUCCAUGGGGUUGAUUUAGUCGUAAUCACAUGACACUGUAAUCGUGAGCGUUGCUGGUAAUUCAGGCUCAAAGGCACUCUCACAGAGCUGCUGCCCCAGCUGUAGGCUGUCUUGUUUAAACUUUAAAGUGUCCAGGUGGUAAUUUAUUCCCUGAUUGUGCACGCUCUUCAGACACUCAGCUGCUUCACACGCUACGCCCUCUGGGAGCUCCACAGAGCCGCAGCAGCCUCACCGGAGCUAUUAGAGCAUCAGCGACCUCGUUUUUAUUUUUCUUUCUUUCUUAAAGGUUUCCUCACAGACACUGACCCUGCUUCCCCCCCCCCCCCCCCAAUGUAGCCAACCUUGAUAACGCCUGUGAUGUCACCAACUCCCAUUCCUCUCCACUGGCUCAGACCCAUCGCGCUCAAAUACAGACAAGCUGAGCGAAUCACACACUGAUACAACAUCGGACCGUUAUUCAAUCUUCCUUCUUUUUUUCUUUUUUUCUCCUUCUUCCCGCUGCUGUUAUCCGUGAGGUCAUAUGUCAUCCAGCUUUCACAAGUAAUGAACCUGUAGUCCUUUUACAUUCAGUAAAAUUUUCAUUUUACUAUUUUGAUACUGUCUCGGUUCUUACCUCAGAGAGAUAUUAUUUUGUAUGACAAAGGAAAAAACAAAAACAAAACUAAUAAUAUGCCAGAAAUCUAGCGGUAAAUAUCCUUAUUUACAACUGAUGCGGCCAUACUGCCUUCUCACUUGUACAUAAAAACAAGUAGUUUGACUGAAAGUGGAGAGGGCAAGUUAGGGGAGACGACCACACUUGAUGAAAUUAUUAUUUUUGUCAAAACGAUCAUUUUUGUACCAACAGAAGAAUAUCCAAAACUGCUUGACAGACCUAGCAGUGCGACUGUCAAGCUUUUAGCUUCUGUUUGUGUGGGCGUGUGGUCCGGUGGGAGUGCUCUGUGUGUGCGUGUAAUGAAUGAAAGUGUUUGUGGAUACUAUUUUUUUUUUUCCUCUCUCUGUUGUUGUUGUUUUACUUGUAUGUAUAUGUUGAUUGUUCCAAAUUCUCUCCCAGCACAAAUGAUAUUUUAACUAACAUAACAUGCUAUGUUGUCAACAAUACAUUGAUUAAAGAUGCCACCCUGUCAGUUUGAA
This is a messenger RNA of Pelmatolapia mariae (spotted tilapia), 4848 nucleotides long. It is a transcript of the gene nampt1, whose product is annotated as nicotinamide phosphoribosyltransferase 1. Lineage: Eukaryota; Metazoa; Chordata; Actinopteri; Cichliformes; Cichlidae. Bases 8 to 1591 code for a protein of 527 amino acids. Gene Ontology annotation, biological process: NAD+ biosynthetic process. The transcript is spliced from 11 exons. Gene Ontology annotation, molecular function: nicotinamide phosphoribosyltransferase activity. The record is from RefSeq and is a predicted model, not a curated record.